Messenger RNA from Cercocebus atys (sooty mangabey), 1150 nucleotides. RefSeq names its product coiled-coil domain containing 84 (gene CENATAC). Lineage: Eukaryota; Metazoa; Chordata; Mammalia; Primates; Cercopithecidae. Bases 70 to 903 code for a protein of 277 amino acids. The record is from RefSeq and is a predicted model, not a curated record. The transcript is spliced from 8 exons.
UCAGGGGUCAGGGGCCGCCGGAUGGCGUAGGAUCAGCUGCUGGUGGUGGUGAUACCGGGUCCCCCGCCUAUGGCGCCGGCGCAGCGCUGCCGUCUGUGCCGCCAGACCUUCUUCUGUGGUCGCGGGCACGUCUACAGCCGCAAGCACCAGCGGCAGCUGAAGGAGGCUUUGGAGAGGCUCCUGCCCCAGGUGGAGGCGGCCCGCAAGGCCAUCCGCGCCGCUCAGGUGGAGCGCUACGUGCCGGAACACGAGCGAUGCUGCUGGUGCCUGUGCUGCGGCUGUGAAGUGCGGGAACACCUGAGCCAUGGAAACCUGACGGUGCUGUACGGGGGGCUGCUGGAGCAUCUGGCCAGCCCUGAGCACAAGAAAGCAACCAACAAAUUCUGGUGGGAGAACAAAGCUGAGAUCCAAAUGAAAGAGAAGUUUCUGGUCACUCCCCAGGAUUAUGUACGAUUCAAGAAAUCCAUGGUGAAAGGUUUGGAUUCCUACGAAGAAAAGGAGGAUGAGGUGAUCAAGGAGAUGGCAGCUCAGAUCCGCGAGGUGGAGCAGAGCCGACAGGAGGUGGUUCGGUCUGUCUUAGAGCCUCAGGCAGUGCCAGACCCAGAAGAGGGCUCUUCAGCACCUAGAAGCUGGAAAGGGAUGAACAGCCAAGUAGCUUCCAGCUCACAGCAGCCCUCAAACUUGGACCUGCCACCAGCUCCAGAGCUUGACUGGAUGGAGACAGGACCAUCUCUGACAUUCAUUGGCCAUCAGGAUAUACCAGGAGUUGGUAACAUCCACUCAGGUAAGGUCCAGGGCAGAGUUUUUAAAACCCUGGGAGAUAAUUUUCUUGUUUUCUUUUUUAAUAAAGUUGGCCAAGAUAAAGCAUAUGUAUCUGGUAAAAGCCUUGUAUCCAGAAUAUAGGAAGAACUGUCAACUUGAUAUUAAACAACCCAAUAAAAGCAUAUGAAUAGAUGUUCAUCAUUAGUCAUUAGAGAAAUGCAAACCACAGUGAAAUACCACUAUGUAUAUAUUGGAAUGGCAAAAAUUAAAGACUGACUGUGCCAAGUGUUUGGCAAUGUAGAAAAACCAAACCCUCGGCCGGGCACGGUGGCUCAAGCCUGUAAUCCCAGCAUUUUGGGAGGCCGAGACGGGCAGAUCACGAGGUCAG